Molecule: messenger RNA, 2189 nt
Organism: Blastomyces gilchristii SLH14081
Lineage: Eukaryota; Fungi; Ascomycota; Eurotiomycetes; Onygenales; Ajellomycetaceae
Product: glutamate 5-kinase
Exons: 5
Coding region: 382-1743 (453 amino acids)
Cellular component (GO): cytosol; cytoplasm
Molecular function (GO): RNA binding; ATP binding; glutamate 5-kinase activity
Source: RefSeq, a predicted model, not a curated record
CACAGUAUAAAUUUAUCGACCUGCCGUGGACCUGCUCUACACCUGGUGAUGUCAAUAAAGAAUUCCUAGCCGGAAUAUCAUACGUGAAGGCGUAAUGAGAUCUGCCCGAGAACGGUGAGGGACGGCAGAACAUCUGCCUUUCAGAAACUCGAGAAUAAAAUACAGUUAAAUUAUACCAAGGCAAAUUAAUGGAGACGAUAAACUAUCCCGGCGCCCUAUGAUGGGACCCACGGACAACGACCAGUAGGUGUUUUAUUUGCACCCGGGAUCCUGGAUUCGUUUUCAGAACCUCCCUCUUCUCCUGGAAGGGGCCCUCAUGGAUAUGAGAGUCCGACUUCCAGGCGAGGAGAAUCAACUACCGACGGUGACAAUACCGGCAAGAUGAAGGGCCACAGAGCAUUCACGAUUGUGAUUAAAUUGGGGACGAGUUCAAUCGUUGACGAAAUUACCCAUGAACCCAUUCUGUCCAUUUUAACACUUAUCGUCGAGACCACAGCAAAACUCCUAAGAGAUGGGCACCGAGUCAUCAUUGUCUCUUCAGGUGCUGUCGGGGUUGGAUUGCGUAGGAUGGAUGUUGACACUCGGCCAACACAUCUUCCUCGAAUACAGGCUUUGGCGGCUGUUGGACAAUGCAGACUGAUGAGUCUAUGGGAUAGUUUGUUCGCCCAUCUGCGACAACCCGUGGCUCAGAUUUUGUUGACGAGGAAUGACAUUGCGGACACAACCCAAUAUCGCAAUGCGCAAAAUACCCUUACGGAGCUCUUGAAUAUGGGAGUGGUUCCGAUUGUGAAUGAAAAUGAUACUUUGGCGGUUUCGGAAAUUAAAUUCGGUGACAAUGACACGUUAUCUGCCAUCACCGCUGGUAUGGUUGGAGCAGAUUAUCUGUUCUUAAUGACGGAUGUCGACGGCUUAUACACAUCGAAUCCCCGCACCAACCCGGACGCACAGGUAAUUGAGGUGGUGUCGGACAUCUCCAGCCUCACAGCCGACGUAUCUUCCGCAGGCUCUUCAUUGGGAACAGGCGGGAUGAGCACGAAAAUAGUCGCGGCACGCCUAGCAACAAGUGCUGGUGUCACGACCAUAAUAACCCGUAGCUCACAGCCAGGCAACGUCCUAGCAAUCAUCAGACACCUCCAACAUAACACACAGAACUGGUCAUCAACAACACCCACCAUAAAUGAAAAGCCCGUCUCUCCACCAACAUCAACACCUCCAUCUCCAUCCUUAGCAAAAGCAACGUUGCCAGCACAUACUCGCUUCAUCCCCUCGACCACCCCGAUCCACUCCCGCUCAUUCUGGCUUUUGCACGGACUCUCCCCCCACGGCACUGUCUACAUUGAUGCAGGUGCCUACGCCGCCAUCUUAAACAAAGCCGGCCUGCUCCCCGCAGGCGUCGUAGGCGUUGAGGGUCACUUCGGCCAGCAAGAAGCCGUGCGGAUCGUCGUCGUCGAGCGACGCUCAACCUCCGCCGCUGCCCUCAACGGCGAUUUCCCGCUUCAAGGCGCGUCACCGCGGGAAGUCGGGCGGGCGUUGGUGAAUUACGGCAGCAAUGAGAUUGCGCGCAUCAAGGGCCUGCGGAGUACACAGAUCCUACCCGUGCUCGGGUAUGCGGACAGCGAGUAUGUGGCGCUGAGGCAGAAUAUUGCGUUCUUCGGAAUGUCGGAAAGGGCAAGUCGGCCUACAACGCCUGCGCUGGAAGAUGAGUUCCGGGUUCUCAGUGGGGCGUCCCCGCGGGCGGUUUGAUUUUGUUAUUUCUCUUCUCCUUGUUGACGUGGGGCUGGAGUUUGGGUUGGUUAGAAGAUCCCCCCCUUUUUUUUCAUUCCCGAUGCUUUCAACAUACAUUCACGUAGAAAAUAGGGGCUGCGUUGGCACUGGGUGGAGGUGGAGGUUGAAGUCGCCCAUGUCUUUCCUUUCCCCAGCAUAUUAAAUUAUUCCCCAUAAAAAUUCUUUUGGGAUAUAUGCCAGGUAACCGAUAGCACAACUGGACGUCCAACCCUAACAAUGGACAUAAAAUAUGGGAGGAGUCUUUUUAUCUUUUUACUUUUUGUGUUGCUAAGUAGUAUUCCAUAUAGCUCACUAUCUAUCUAUCCACGAUAUAAAUUUAGAAUCAAAUCAUUCGUUCAAAUAGAGCAUAUAAAUCGCUUGUGCUAAAACAACAUGCACUAAAUAAUACAUUAACUGACUGAACA